Helobdella robusta is the source of this 3929-nucleotide messenger RNA. RefSeq lists its product as hypothetical. Gene Ontology annotation, cellular component: cytoplasm. Gene Ontology annotation, biological process: Ras protein signal transduction; protein ubiquitination. Gene Ontology annotation, molecular function: ubiquitin protein ligase activity; zinc ion binding. The coding region runs from base 650 to 2140 and encodes 496 amino acids. The transcript is spliced from 21 exons. NCBI's taxonomy places the organism in Eukaryota, Metazoa, Annelida, Clitellata, Rhynchobdellida, Glossiphoniidae. The record is from RefSeq and is a predicted model, not a curated record.
UUUUUUAAAAACGAAUUGACAGUAGAGUGGAUAAAAUAUUGAUAAAGAGAUUAUUUUCUUUAUCUAAUUACUAAUUUUGAUGUUUUUUCGUCCUAAAAAUAAAAUUUUUAGUGACAUUAUUAAUUUUAAAUGCCACACGCAAGGGUCAUACUUAGAAUAGAGACGAAAUACAAUCAAGCUCUGAAAGCUAAUUUUGCUUACAAUGCUCCAGAUUUAAAAAAAGAUCAAGAAUACAACGGAAAAACGACUCAACCAAUCACUGAUGAGGACAACAACAAUCAUCGCAUAGAACCCACCAGUAUAACAUCUCCAGAAGAAAUAAAAAUCUUAAAAGGCAGACGAGAGUAUCAUCAAAUUGUCAUAGAAUCUUAUAUCAAUGAGAUGAUAACGGCAAACUCUAAAGGAGGAGAGUCUGCUUAUGAUGAUGAUGUAGAGAAGAGUGGAGAAUCUGUAACACCAUCAUCACAACCACCACCAUCAUCAACAACAACAUCAUCAACAACAACAACCAACAACAACAACUACAACAGCAGUAGCAUCUCUAGCAUUGACAUCGUCAACAAAAUCAUCUGAAGGAUUUUUUCCUAAUUCCAGCAAACCGUCUUUUAAAGAUGUUCUGCUUUCAUCGUCAUCUUCAUCUGGGAAUAAGAUGUUUAAAAAUGAACCUAACCUCAAAUCCACUGAUGACAACACUGGCUCUGAUGAUUAUAACAGUAAUUUGAAAGGGACCAAAAACCAAGUUGUGAGAUUUUUUUCUGGGAACCCAGCAGUUGAAACUGUGGAAGGCUUUUUGCAUCUAUACAAAGAAGUGUUCGACAGUUCUGAUUUGCUGCCAAGUAGUCACAUGAUCAGUAUCAUUUGCAUACCAGCCACAUUCUGUUUGCAGGAUUUGCUGCAGUUUCUCAGGCCAAUUAGUAACGACCUGGAGUUGAUCCGUAUCGUAAAACCUGCCUCACCCAACGAGUACAUGGCUCUCCUCAAGUUCCGCAGUUUGGAUAGCGCGCAUGAGUUUUACAAAACCUUCAAUGAUACACCAUUCAACAGCAUAGAGCCUGAUAUCUGUCACUUAGUCUUCGUGGCGAAAAUCGAAUGCAUUUCUUCUGAAAAUGGCGGCGGUAAAGCCAUUCCAAAUGCUGUAGAAUUGCCUGUCUGUGCUGUCUGCCUUGAGAAAAUGGAUGAGUCAGUGGAAGGAAUCCUGACCAUACUCUGUAAUCAUUCCUUCCAUGCCCCAUGCAUGGCUCAGUGCGAAGAUACAACCUGCCCGGUCUGUCGAUACAUACAGACUCCAAUGCCUGUAGCUGGUAACAAGUGUAUACAGUGUUCCAUACACGAGGAUUUGUGGAUCUGUUUGAUAUGUGGCGAAGUGGGGUGCGGUAGGUACGCCAAUGGACACGCUUAUGGCCACUUCAAGGAGACCGCCCACACAUACGCCAUGCAAUUAGGUAGCAACAGAGUCUGGGACUACGUUGGGGAGAACUACGUACACCGACUGGUCCUAAACAAGAUGGACGGCAAGUUGGUGGAGGUCGACAACAGGGGCAAUGAGGUCAUCGACCCCAGUACCUUACUGCACCAGGAAGAAAAAAUUGAAUCUCUAUCCCUCGAGUAUGCCUACCUGCUGACCAGCCAGUUGGAAUCUCAGAGGGAAUACUUUGAGAAGAAGAUGAUGUACCUGGAAGAUCAGAAGUGUAAGGAGCUGGAGGAGGCGGAAAUACAAUGUGAGAAAGUGAAAAUGGAGUGCACUGAAAAGAACAACAUCAUCGCCAACUUCAACAAAGAUAAGAUGGCUCUUGAAAAAAAAUGCGCUCUGUUGAAUACGAAGACGACGAAACUCCAAGCCGAACUAUCUGAGGAACGAGAGAUGAACAAAUGUCUGAGGGAGAAUCAGCUAGUGUGGCAAGCCAAAGUUACGAACCUAGAAAGUAAAUUACUGGAAAAAGAAAAUGAAAUCAAAGAGUUGCAAGACCAACUGCGUGAUAUUAUGUUCUACCUGGAAGCCAAAGAUAGACUGAAAGAGACCAAAGACAUCUCACAGGAGGAAAUAGCUCAGGGCCAAAUAUCGCUCCAGACGGAGGAACCACAUGGCGUCACCGGAAGUAGUAGUGGCGGUGGCGGGAGAAGAAAUCGAAAGAAGAAAUAAAUGGAUGGAUGGAUGGAUGAACGAAUGGAUUCACUCAUUUCAAUCUUUCUGUGAGAUUGUUAACAAAAAAUCUUUUCUUACUUGAAUGUAUGUUGAAUUAAUUUAGAGACAUGCAUCUAUAUACACAUUAAUGUCUAGCUUUCAUCCGACGAAAUUUUAAUUUGAAUGAGCUGUCAUUUAAUUAAUUGAUCGAUUCAUUCAUUCUUUCAUUCAUUCAUUUAUUCAUUCAUUCAUUCAUGCAUUCCUUCAUUCAUUCAUAACUUUUUUCGUUCGUUCAUUUUUUAUUCUCUGUGAAUAAAUUUUUUUCGAAGGUACAUUUAUUCGUUUACUCGCUGAUGUCAUUUAUUUUAUUCAUUCACUCAUUCAUUCACUCAUUCAUUCAUUCAUCCAAUCAUUCAUUCAUUCCAGUAAGAUGUGUUUAUUUUAUAUCCAGCUUAUUUUAUACAUGCAUGGUUAUUGCUGUUGGUAUUUUUCCUGUCAAAACGCCAAAUAAAAUUCAACUUUUCGGGUUUAUCCAUUCAACAAUAAUAAUAAUAAUAAUUAUUAUUUAAUAAUAAUAAUAAAAAAUACUGAAGAGCAAUAAGAAACAAAUGAAUUUGUUUAUUUAUUAGUCUUUAAAAAGUCAAUCGAAAAAGAUAGAAAUGUCAAUCAUAUAUAUAUAUGUAUUAUAUAUAUAUAUAUAUAAUUGUAUAACAUUAUAGACAUUAUAGAUACAUAUACAACAGCUAAUAUUAGUGUAAAUCUAACAAGUUUAAACACACAUACAUACAAACACACAAAAUACAUACAAACAAACACAUAUGCAUGUGUAAACAUAUAUGUAUAUAUAUAUAUAUAGUUUUUUACGUUAUAGAGAGAAAUAUUAACAUUCGUAUUCUUUGUGCGUCGCUAUGAUAUGAUGUAAUAAUGAUACUGAUACAGAUGAUACGAUAUCAUCAUUACUAUUAUUAUAAUAAUUAUUAUUAUUUUGUUAUGCCAUGCGAUGAGAUAUAAAUUAAUUAAACAAAGAUGAUACAUCGUAAUGAAGGUAGAAAUUCUCACCAAAAAAUACGUACACACACGCACACACACGUACACACACGCACGCAGACGUACACACACACGUAAAAAUACGUAUAUAGACAUAUACCCUAUUAUGAUUGCUAAUAUAUUAUCAUCUUGUCAGUUUAAUCGCUAUGUUUCCCGACAGAAAAUAUUACAUAUAAAUUCACCAACUCCCAAUAAGUAUGUCAAUCUAUUUUUGGAUAUCCUGAAUUUUUUCUUUCCACUAUUCUGGAUAUAUCCAUUUCUUAUCCCACUCCUAAAUUCAUACUUUCGACUUAGAAACAUCAUAUUUCUAAUUCUAACCCUUACCCCCCCUAACCCUCAUCUAUCGACAUCUCUUUAAUUUAACCACCUUAUCCACUUCAAGAAUCCAUCCAUCCACCCACACAUUCAUCCAUUCAUUCAUUCAUUCACUCGUAGACCAUAACUUCGCAAAGGACGGCCCCGAACACUCUUCUGUCUUUCUCGACCACCCCUUCAGCCUCCACGAAAACGUACCUACCCACUAGGGGGUUGCCACACUGAAAAUGAAGUCUCGGCCGCAUGAGGGCGUUGUUGAAGCGAGUAAGUUGGCCACAGAAGUUCUCUUUCGCCAUGGUUUGGUGUUUUUGAGGUUUCUUCUGGACGUAGACGGAAAUUUUGUCGAGAUUUUGCAGGUAUUUUCUUACCUGGUCACCACCGAAUGACUGGCGGGGGUCGGUUUGGGUAGAGAAGUCUGAUUGGUCAGUGCCAUUGUGAAUAAAAU